Messenger RNA from Dentiscutata erythropus, 993 nucleotides. The record is from the annotation of a GenBank genome assembly. NCBI's taxonomy places the organism in Eukaryota, Fungi, Glomeromycota, Glomeromycetes, Diversisporales, Gigasporaceae.
AUGUUAAAAGAUAGAAUAAGCUUAACUGAGGAGGAGAUUGAUGACAUGCUAUCAGCAAAGGAUCAAGAAUACCAUAAUAUGAAUCUACCUAGGCUUUGGAGAAAGAUCAAAGACAUGAGCUUUAAAAGUCUACAUGCUUAUUACUUAAUUAAUGAAGAUAACAAAGUCAAAUAUCCUUUCUUGGAGUUUGUCCAAAUUCUUAAAACAUGUUUAGAGUAUCAAAUCACCAGACAAGAAGCUAGUGAAAUGACGUUCGAAAAGUUUAUAAACCAGAAAUCAAAUAAUGGUGAACUUCAGGAAACAUUUUCAAUGUUCUUGCGAGAUUAUUACGUUUUAUCAACUUUCAAUAAUUUUGUUACUCAAGAGCCACUUCCAAUUGCAAACGCUUCAGUCCUUUAUGGACAUGUGUUUGAUGAAUCAUUCACAUCUGAGAGUGCAACAGUAAUGCUUCCUGCUUUAGAAAUGCUAAUAUGUAAUGUCAAUUGUAGAAAUGAUGGUGAAAUAUCUGUCAAGAAUUAUAUUUCUCAGAAAACGGAUUUAUCAAUCUUGACAGAAAAUGUAAAGUUUUGUGGAAUGUUUAGUGAUAAAGUGCGUUUAAAGCAUCUAAUUAGUCUAUACGAAAGGAUGGAGAGCAUGAAAACAUACAAUUUUGAUAGCAUAGAUGCGAAGUAUAAGGAGCCAUUAUCGCAGCGCAUGAGGAUGCAACUUCUUAGACAUAUUAACUUUGAAGAGCAAUUUCAUGAUAAUCAAAUUUCUGCUGGUGAAUUAUUGAUUGCUUUGAAGCGAUUUUUGAUUCGCUACCUGAUGAUAGAGUCAUCAGAGAAUAUAUCCCCAGAAUAUGAACUAACCAACAUUAUAAAUGAAGAAGAUUUCAAUUGUUGGCCUUCGAGUAGUUCUCUUGAAGUUGCAAAAAAACUGUUUCCAUCUGAUAUAAGAGUUGGCCAAACAUAUUCUAUAUAUGAACUCAUAAAUUCUAGACAAACAAGUAGCUAA